Molecule: messenger RNA, 857 nt
Organism: Spizellomyces punctatus DAOM BR117
Lineage: Eukaryota; Fungi; Chytridiomycota; Chytridiomycetes; Spizellomycetales; Spizellomycetaceae
Exons: 3
Coding region: 95-646 (183 amino acids)
Molecular function (GO): ubiquitin binding
Source: RefSeq, a predicted model, not a curated record
UAUCAUUUGACAAGAAGAGAUUCUGGGGUGCCAUUAUACUAAUCCGACGGGAAGCGAACAUCUGGAAUUAAACUGUAUCUGGCGCUGGAAUAAGAUGGCAGACUCGACGACAGUGGUCAUAUCCGUAGCACUUAUCAUACUCUUCUUCCGAUAUAUAGUAUUUGGCGGUCCCUCACAAAGCUCUUCUUCCAGCAACCGUACCACAGCCGCCCCAAUCUCAUCCACCCGUGCGUCCCCCAUACGGCAUGUUUCUCCCGAUAAAGUAGAUACUGUUUUAUCAAUGUUCCCCGCCUUUCCACGAUCCACAAUUGAGGCCGACCUAGCCCGCACUGGAUCAGUGGAACAGACUUGCGAAAACAUUCUAACUGGGGUGCUGGUACCACCUCCACAACCAAUACCAUCAUCUUCAACGGGGUCGUCAAGUAGUUCAACUUUGUCAAAGUCGACCGGUACACCGUCUCAUGCAGCGCUGAGUACGCUAAUAAAUGAUACAAAUGCACCCCUGUCAGAACCGCCGCGCAUGUGGGAACAGACAGCGGAGGCUAGGGAGAAGAGUCUGAGGGCCCGUAAGGAAUAUAUGCUGAGACAGGCCAGACAGAAAAUGUUGGAAAAACAGCAACGAUCAAAUGCAGUCAAGCAAGAAUAGAAACAAAGGGCAUGUCCACGAUAUUGGUUAUAGCUAUCAUCGAGGAUUGAUCAACAGAGCAUAAAAAGGGUAUACUUUCAUAAAAUGUGCAUCCCCGUUCAGGUUCUGUGCAGAGAGUUAACCAGAAAGGAAUUCAUUGAGAGAAAGCCAAACAUCAAUAUAAAAGAAUAUACAAAACAUAUAAAUCUAUCUACGUAAUCAUAACAUGCAC